UCCGCUUGGAGGUCGGCGCGUGGUUGAAGCCGCGGCGGAGCGGGACCCUCGGAGAUCGCGGCGUUCUCAUCUCGGCGGCGAUGCCGGAGCGCGGCCUGCUGGUGUCCGCCCCGGGGAAGGUGAUCCUGCACGGCGAGCACGCCGUGGUGCACGGCAAGGCGGCCCUGGCCGUGGCGCUGGGUCUGCGCACCUUCCUGCGGCUGCGGCACGGCGACGGAGAGCGGCUGUGCGUCCGUCUGCCCGGCGUCGGAGUGCGGAGGGAAUGGGACGUGGCCGAGCUCCGCGUCCUGCGGGGCCGCAUCGCAGCUGACUUUGAUGAAUCAAAGUCCCCCAGCGUAGAACAGCUGGAUGUGCUGAAAGAGUUUGCUGGAAUCGCUGCCGAUGCCUCAGCUCCUGACAGCCUUGCAAUUCUUGCCUUUCUUUAUAUGUGUCUGGCUAUUUCAGCUAAGUAUGGAGAUGUUCCCAGCGUGGACAUAGCUGUGUGGUCUGAGCUGCCCACAGGAGCUGGGCUGGGCUCGAGUGCUGCCUAUGCUGUGUGCUUGGCGGCAGCACUGCUGCAUGCCUGCAGAGCCAUCUCCUGCCCUCUGAAGGAUGGGGAGGCCACAGCCAGGUGGACAGAAGAAGAGAUGAGACUGAUCAACAGCUGGGCCUUCCAGGGGGAGCGUGUGAUCCACGGCAAUCCCUCGGGUGUGGAUAAUGCUGUUGGUACUUGGGGUGGAGCCCUGAGAUACCAAUCAGGAAAGAUCACAUCAUUAAAAAGGGUGCCGACGCUGAGGAUCUUGCUGACCAACACAAAAGUCCCACGAAGCACCAAGGUCCUGGUGGCUGGGGUCAAGGAGAAGAUCCUGAAGUUCCCUGCUAUAAUGAACCCCGUGCUGGACUCCAUCGAUGCAAUUUCCCAGGAGUGCCAAAGUGUUCUGGAAGCGAUGCCUACAAAUCCAUCACCAGAGUAUUACCCUGUGCUGGAGGAACUGUUUGAUAUAAACCAGCACCAUCUGAAUGUCAUCGGGGUCGGCCAUCCUUCCCUGGACCGCCUGUGCCGGGUGACAGCCUCCCAUGGUCUGCACAGCAAGCUGACCGGGGCUGGCGGCGGCGGCUGCGGCAUCACCCUGCUGCCACCAGAUGCCACCCCUCUGGCCGUGGAAGCAGCCAAGCGAGACUUGUGUGCCUGUGGAUUUGAAUGCUGGGAGACCGACAUCGGGGCCCCCGGGGUGACCCUGCACUCCUCCUCGUCUUUAAAUGCCGAAGUGCUGCACGCGCUCUCCGAGAGUUAAGCUCCCAGCCCUGGCAGGGCUGAGCUCCCAGCACUGCAUCCUCAGAGCGGUGGCUGGCUGUGCCCUGCGUGCUGCUGGGUGCUUCUGCCCAGUGCUGGGGGUGCGGAGCCAAGUUCAGGUCUGGUGUCAGAGGGAGAGGGGGCUGCAGUGAGGAUCCAGAAGCGACUGCUUGCACUUGUGCUGGGUUGGAGUCAGACUCUCAACGAAAUCCUGGUUUGAAUUUACUUACUCAACUGCUGUGCUAAUCUCAAGGGGCAGGAGGAGAGGGUCUGGGCUGGAUUCCAGCACAGAUGAUGACACUUUGCUGGGUUCUCCUGCUUCAGAUGCAUGUGGUGUCUCUUCUCCUCUCCCUCGGCGUCCUGUGCGGGUGUGCAGUCAGGCUGCCGAGGCGGAUGUGCAGAGCGCUGUGACAUUUUUGGGUGAGAAGUGUCUUGGCAGCUCAGGGCUUGACACUUGGGUCUCUGUUUCUCCUGGAUUCCUGUUCACAGUGGAGAGGAAACGUUUAAGUAGAGCUCUUACCUGUUACUAAUUAAGACUAAGAUAAUUAAAUUGGAAAAAAAAAUGGUAGCGCAACCCUAAUGAAAUUGUCACUGUUUUCCCCCUUUCCCAUAAUUUCUGUCUGGGCUGAUAAACAGGGUCCUAUAGCCAGACUGGUUUCUGCUCAUAUGCACGAGGUCUGGUUCAAAUGUUGGCUGUUCAAGGGGUAAUUCCAUAGGAGCCAGGUAUUAAAGCUGCAGGGGUGGGGGUGCCUUUCUCUUCCAGGGCAGGGAUAUAAAGAAAAGAAAAGAUGAAGUGUGAGAAGUUGAGGUCUACCAGCUGUAGGAUCUUGGCAUCCUGGUGACCAGGUUUAUUUCACUGGUAGGGCAUAGAACUGUCUGGUUUUAAUAAAGUGAUAUUUUAUACAUGCAAAGCGUUCUUUGAUAAUUAUGUUGGCUACAAAAGGGGAAAAAGUACCUUACGCUGCUUCAAUAAAAACAGGUUUCAGAUGCUGGUUUUC
Lagopus muta (rock ptarmigan) is the source of this 2271-nucleotide messenger RNA. RefSeq names its product mevalonate kinase (gene MVK). Bases 81 to 1274 code for a protein of 397 amino acids. Gene Ontology annotation, molecular function: ATP binding; mevalonate kinase activity. The transcript is spliced from 10 exons. The record is from RefSeq and is a predicted model, not a curated record. NCBI's taxonomy places the organism in Eukaryota, Metazoa, Chordata, Aves, Galliformes, Phasianidae. Gene Ontology annotation, biological process: cholesterol biosynthetic process; isoprenoid biosynthetic process. Gene Ontology annotation, cellular component: cytoplasm.